AUGGAUGUCACAUCCGCUUCGACGUCGCCGGCACCCUUCGUCUUUGGAGGGCGUUGUUGUCCCCUCAUCGACCCGGACGAGCGCAACCUUGCGAUCCAGCUAUUUGAGGAAACCACCGUGCACUUUGAAGACAUCCGGGCAGCUGAUAGCGGCCAUAAAACAGUCUCUCUAAUUAAGCUUAUGGAGCGUGAAGUUUGCGAAGAGAAUGCAUGGAAGCUGACGGACGCAAAGCGAUUGGCCCACCAUAAUCUAACAAUAUUCAUUCCGCACGUUAUCCACCUAUUUGGUGUUGAUAUUGAUCGACCGAAGAAUCCACCCACCCAACUUCAUGAGCUUCAUAGACGAUUCGGUAACUUCGAGAUUGGAUUUUGA
Messenger RNA from Aspergillus homomorphus CBS 101889, 372 nucleotides. RefSeq lists its product as uncharacterized. The coding region runs from base 1 to 372 and encodes 123 amino acids. The transcript is spliced from 3 exons. The record is from RefSeq and is a predicted model, not a curated record. NCBI's taxonomy places the organism in Eukaryota, Fungi, Ascomycota, Eurotiomycetes, Eurotiales, Aspergillaceae.